AUGGCGUACGAUCCAGAAAAGGGCCUCACUGAGGUCAAGUACCCCUCCGCGGAGCAAAACUCGUUGGAUUCGACGUCCGGCGAGCGGAAUGCAGUCCUGGCGGGUGGGACUGGUGUGAUGGCCAAGAUGCGGGCACUGGAGGCCAGAAUGGAUAAUAAGCUGGGCAUCGAAUCUGAGGCGAUCGCACGCAAGCGCCCCGAGGACAAGAAAAAGGUUCACUGGGUGGAGGAGUUGUCAAUGGCCCUGCUGUGGGCCAGUGGAACCAUGAACACCUCCUGUUUUGCCACGGGCUUCCUCGGAUGGGAGUUUGGCCUAAGUUUGAAGCAGUCAAUCUUGAUCACGAUCUUUGCUUCCAUUCUGGCUGCCUCGCUGAGCGGCUUCUGUGCCACCUUUGGCGCUGCAACAGGUCUGCGUCAGAUCAGUGUGAGUCGGUAUAGUUUUGGUUGGUGGCCGAACAAGCUCGUCGCCCUGCUCAAUGCAAUCCAGCAGAUGGGCUGGGCCGCCGUUUCCUGCAUCACCGGAGGUUUGGCCUUGACUGCAGUUUCAGAUGGACACGUCUCUCUGAUCCUGGGUAUUGUCAUUUUGGCAGUGGUCGCCCUGAUCAUCUCCUUUGUUGGACUGAAGGCGAUUCUCAUCUAUGAGAGAUGGGCUUGGAUUGUCUUUUUUGUCAUUUUCAUGAUCAUCUUUGGCCAGACGGGCAAGUAUGCGGACAACACCGCCCCGGCCACUGAUACUGGUGCAAACCUCGCUGCUGCGGUUCUGAGCCUGAUUGCUGUCGUUUACGGCUCGAGUGCUUCAUGGUGCACCAUGGCCAGUGACUAUUACGUCCACUACCCCACCAACGUCAGCCGUGUCAAGGUCUUCUUCAUGACCACUUUUGGCAUCGCUCUUCCAACCUCCAUCGGCAUGAUCGCCGGCUGCGUUGUGGCUUCCGCUCUGAAGAACAAGCCCGACUGGAACAACUCGUAUGAAGAGGGUCUCGGGUAUCUCAUCCAAGAUAUGCUCUACCCCCGAGGAUUCGCCAAGUUCCUCUUGACCCUACUCGUUCUCUCCGGCAUCAACGUCAACGUCAUCAGUAUCUACAGUUCAGCCAUCUCCUUCCAACAGUUGUCACGCCCCUUUGCCCGCGUCCCCCGUUUCCUCUGGACCAUCUUCUGCUUCGUCUGCAUUCUCGCGCUGGCCAUUGGUGGCCGGCAAAAGCUCAACACCUACCUGCAAAACUUCCUGUCUCUCCUGGGAUACUGGUGUACUAGUUACGCUGUGAUUCUUCUCGAGGAGCACUACGUCUUCCGCAAGGGUAACUUUGACAACUAUGAUCUGGAGGGGUGGAACGACCCCGCUCGUCUGCCUCUCGGACUCGGCGCCGCGGUUGCCUUUAGUCUGGGUGUGGUGGCCUGGGUUGUCGGGAUGGAUGAGACCUGGUUCAUUGGACCCCUGGCCAAGUUGAUUGGCGAUGCUGGUGGCGAUGUCGCCAACGAAUUCACUUUUGUUGUGACGGCCCUCUCUUAUAUGCCUGCUCGAUACCUGGAGCUGAAGCACUUUGGUCGUUAA
Penicillium oxalicum is the source of this 1551-nucleotide messenger RNA. RefSeq lists its product as uncharacterized. Gene Ontology annotation, biological process: transmembrane transport. Lineage: Eukaryota; Fungi; Ascomycota; Eurotiomycetes; Eurotiales; Aspergillaceae. The record is from RefSeq and is a predicted model, not a curated record. Gene Ontology annotation, cellular component: fungal-type vacuole membrane; plasma membrane. The transcript has a single exon. The coding region runs from base 1 to 1551 and encodes 516 amino acids. Gene Ontology annotation, molecular function: transmembrane transporter activity.